This is a messenger RNA of Macrosiphum euphorbiae (potato aphid), 618 nucleotides long. The record is from the annotation of a GenBank genome assembly. Lineage: Eukaryota; Metazoa; Arthropoda; Insecta; Hemiptera; Aphididae.
AUGCUCAUUGAGUAUAUCCUCAAGAGAACCAUACCUUCUUCUGUCAAAUUGAGUGAUGACCUGCUGUCUUUGUUAGAGGGAGCUAGCAUAGGAAAUGAUGUCUCCUCUUCAGCCGACCCUACUAGUGUUGCGCUCAUUCUCAAGUCCGUUGUCGAUGAACCUAAAACUAUCUCCUCUAGUAACCUCAAGCUCCAUGACAAGCUUAAUAAGCUUAAUGUAAAUUCAUCUGCAAUGAAACAAUCCGCCUCCCAGGUAUCUGUGAAGACUGAUCCUGUAAAUACUGCCACCAACGUUCUAAAAUCAAUUCCAGCCAAUCUUGAUCGUCCGUAUUGUUCUCAAAAAUUUACUGUUGGCACAAAUAGAAAAGUUUUUGCAAAUCUCCCAACUGUGCCUGUGAUUAAGUUUGCUGAUGUCUUCGUAUUUAGGUUCUGUCCACAGGUCACUUCUGUUCAAUUAAUGAGUGAACUUUUCACUAACACAUUGGAUGUGACUGUCACUCAGAUGGUUACCAAAAACCCAUCUUAUGCUUCCUUAGAUAUCCGGCUGCCAACUGCUCUACUAGAUGAUGUGCUUCAACCAACUUUUUGGCCUGAACUGAUCAUUAUCAAGCGUUUCUAG